This is a messenger RNA of Pseudozyma flocculosa PF-1, 894 nucleotides long. RefSeq lists its product as uncharacterized. The record is from RefSeq and is a predicted model, not a curated record. Lineage: Eukaryota; Fungi; Basidiomycota; Ustilaginomycetes; Ustilaginales; Ustilaginaceae. The transcript has 2 exons. Gene Ontology annotation, biological process: RNA processing; mitochondrial translation. Gene Ontology annotation, molecular function: ribonuclease III activity; structural constituent of ribosome. The coding region runs from base 1 to 894 and encodes 297 amino acids. Gene Ontology annotation, cellular component: mitochondrial large ribosomal subunit.
AUGAGCUCCAGGAAAGCGACCUCCUCCCUCUUCGGCCUGGCAGCCCGAUCAGCGCAGCCCGCCAGGACCGCGUCUGCUCCGCGCCCGCUGCAGCCGACACAGUCGACGUCGACGCGCACCCUCUCCUCCUCUGCACGCCCGUACCGCCCCCACCCCUCGCCGGUAGCGACGGCAGCCUUUUCUUCGGCCGCAUCCUCGUCCUCUUCAUCGUCUGCAUCGUCGACGCCGCCACCACCAUCAUCCACAUCCGCCGCAUCUGCGUCCGAUCUCGGCCGCGUGCCAGCGCAGCCGCUCGGCGCCAACCUCUCGUCCCAGGACAUCCUCGCCCACUUUUCCCGACCCCCCUUCCCCUCGACAAAUCUCCUCGGAAACGACGCCGAGCUCGCCAAGCGCGCCAUGACCCACGAGAGCUUCAUGUACGCAAAGGACGGCCACAACAGGCGGCUCGCCUUCCUCGGGCGGAGAUCGUUGAAGAUGUUUGUCGUCCUCUUCCUCCACUCGUGCCUCAACACCGCCUCGCUCUCUGCAUCCUCGCGCUCCUACAUCCAGCGGCUGCUCGAGUCGCCCGACCUCGAAGACGUCGUCCACACUUCGAGACUAGGCGACAAGAUCGGGCGCGAGCUGCAGCUCGAAAAGGCCAUGCGCUGGACGCCCGCCGUGACCGACGGGCAGCGCGGCCCGCUCGAGACAGGCCUCUUCAAGAUCCGCGGCGUCUGCCUCGAGGCCCUCGUCGGCGCCGUCUACCACCACUCGGGCGCCGACAAGGCCAGCCGUUUUUUCCACGCCCGCAUCCUGCCCUCGUUACUCUCCGAGACGUUCCCCCAGGGCCUGCCCGACGAGAUCAAGGAGCUCGCGGCGCGGCGGCAGGAGGAGGCCGACAAGGCCCUCGCCUAA